AUGCUCCAUGAAGCAGAUAUUGCAGCUGUUAGGCGAGCUUUAGAAAAGGCCGGAGCUCCAUUUGAAAAUUCACUGCUUCCACUGGACUCAAUCGACUUUGGAGAAAAGUUUAAUGAUUUACUUGCAAAAAAGACUGUUUUUGCGGACAAAGCCAAAGAAGUGAAGCAACGAUGUUCUACUUUUCUUGUACGCUUAGUAAGAGAAUUAGUUGACAGGUUACCGCUUAAUGUGUCGGUGGUGGAAAAAAAUGAACCUUUUGCACCAAGCCGCGUAUGCCUCUCAACCGGCAAACCCAACAUUAAAUAUUUUCCCUGGCAGUUAGGUGAUCCUAAUAUUGACCGAGAAGCUGUUAUGAACCAAUGGCGCAUAUUAAGCACUAUGCGCAUUGAGGAGAUAAUCGGAACCGCUGCUUCUCCUAAUGACAUUGUAAAUUUUUGGAUACAAGUGCUAAAAAUGAAGAAUGCUGGUGGAAGCCUGAUGUUUAAAGAACUAGCAGAGUUUUCGAUACUAUGCCUUUCAUUACCUUUGAGUAAUGCCGUCGUUGAAAGAAUUUUCAGAGUAAUGGGGACAAUCAAAACAAAAUUAAGGAAUCGCAUGCAACUACCCAUGCUUAUCGCAAUUCUUAGGAUUCGUACCCAUAUGAAUGUAAGAGGAGUAUCUGUAAAGCUUCUAACACAAAGAAUGUCAAGUCAAGAAGACGCACCUUUGCCAGAGGGUUGGGAGAUGCGAACUAGCCGAUCAACGGGGAUGACGUACUUUCUCAACAUUUACACAAAAAAGUCGCAAUGGGAACGGCCUGAAGCACCAGCUGAUCCUGGGGAAGUUCGAUGCAGCCACAUCUUAGUUAAACAUGCUGAAAGCCGCCGCCCUUCUUCAUGGCGUGAAGAAACAAUCACCAGAACCAAAGACGAGGCUAUGGACUUGCUUAAAAGUUACCGUAAGCAGAUAGUUACAAAUGAAUCAACAUUUGUAGAUAUUGCAACAAAAUAUUCUGAUUGUUCAUCUGCAAAACGUGGCGGUGAUCUUGGAAUGUUUGGACGUGGACAGAUGCAACAGCCAUUCGAAGAAGAAGCAUUCAAACUUAAAGUUGGUCAGCUGAGUAAACCAGUAGAAACGGAAUCAGGCUAUCAUAUUAUUUUAAGAACAAUGUAG
This is a messenger RNA of Parnassius apollo (apollo), 1152 nucleotides long. The record is from the annotation of a GenBank genome assembly. NCBI's taxonomy places the organism in Eukaryota, Metazoa, Arthropoda, Insecta, Lepidoptera, Papilionidae.